Molecule: messenger RNA, 4346 nt
Organism: Antechinus flavipes (yellow-footed antechinus)
Lineage: Eukaryota; Metazoa; Chordata; Mammalia; Dasyuromorphia; Dasyuridae
Gene: AP1S3
Product: adaptor related protein complex 1 subunit sigma 3
Exons: 5
Coding region: 2111-2575 (154 amino acids)
Biological process (GO): intracellular protein transport; vesicle-mediated transport
Cellular component (GO): AP-1 adaptor complex; membrane coat; intracellular membrane-bounded organelle
Molecular function (GO): clathrin-cargo adaptor activity
Source: RefSeq, a predicted model, not a curated record
AUUAUUAUCCUUAAGUAAGUCACCUGCCCAUGCUUACACAAUAGAUAAACCGAAAAUACAAGGGAGGCACCUUCAUGGACCUUAAUUUCAAGUUCUGCAAAGUGAGUGGAUUAGACUAGAUUCAGGAAUUCUUUACCUAGGGUCCGUUGACCCCCAAAGCGUUUAUAAACUUAGAUAGGAAAAAUUACAUAUUUAUUUUCACUAACCUUUUAACUGAAAUUUAGCAUUUCCUUACAUUAUUUAAAAAAAUGAUUCAUAGAAGGUUUCACUAGGCUGUGAAAGGGGUUAACACAAAAAAGUUAAGAAUCCCUAAGAACAUUACUAUUUAGACCGAUGAGACACUGAGACUUUCUAGUUGUGCUGCCCUGAAUAAGACACAACUUUUUUCUGACUUAGUUUCCUUAGUUGUCAAGUAUGGAUAAUAUUCAUAGCAGCACCCAACUCCCACUGUUGUGGGAAUAAAAUGAGAUGAUAAAAGUGUCCCAAAAGUCUUUGUGAAGUUUUAAAUUUUAUUAGCUCACCCUUCACUUUUGUAAAUUGCUCUGCAAACCUUAAAGUAGCAUAUGCUAGCCCCAGUCCACUUUAUUCCCAGCUCUGUGUGGGUGCCAAAUUUGAAGUCACAGAUACUGGGUUCCAAUCUUAUCACUUCUGUGACUUUAGGCAGGUCACUUAGCGUCUGCAUUUUGGAUGGUUCCUUUGUCCUAUGACUUUAGUCUUUCAUAAUUCUUCCUCAUCACUUCUCUACACCCAGGGACAUCCUUCCAUUCAGCUUUUUUCGGAUUUUCAAACUCAGGCUGGCUUCAAGGUACUCACUGGGGAAAUGAGGACAGGCAGGAAUGUUUGGGGAAACCACCACAUUUAAUCUGGGCUGAUAAUCUAUUUUUAAAAUGAGCCGUAGAGCAAAAUGACUUACAAAUGUAAACAGUCAUUCCAUGUAAUAUCCUUGUUGUGAGUAGGCUGCAGUGUAUUUGCGAUGGCCUCAUCUAACAAGUAGCAUAACAGAAAUCCUAGAUGACAUCUACUUUAUUGCCUGGAGAAGGUGAGCCGGUCACGUGAGAGCUGGGGAAUAACAAGAUGGUGUUUUGCUAAUCCCAGAAAUAUUCAAGGAGAGCUCUCUAGGACCCUCCUAAAGUCACUUCCAUACCACCUUGGUGCAAAGCUUCGAAUCAUUCCCCACUCCAGUCUAUCCCACGCUCAGCUGUCUAAGUGAAUUUUAUAAAGUAUGAUCUGACCAAGUUACCUUAAUUUCAGUAAAUUCCUGUGGUCCCUAUUUAAAUUGAAAACACUGUUUGACCUUUGAAGCCCUGCGCAUCUAGGCUUCUUCCGACCUUCCCAGCCUCCUAAAGCUUUAUUCCCCCUCACUUCCCCCCCUCUACCCCCCACCAUCUUUGAUCCAGACACAAAGACCUUAUUUGCUUUCUCUAAUACACACUCCAUCCCAUUCCCUCGCCUUUUCACUGGAUUACACCUCCCACCCACACCCCCGCAAGCGGUCCCAGCGCUUUUCCUCCUCCUGGCUUCCCAGUCCUCCCACUGACCUACUUCUAGAGGUCUUUCCCCGUCUCCCCCGUCUUUUGGUCUUUCUUUUUGAAACUCCAGUGCACAGCACAGGGCCCGACACAUAGUAAAUGCUGGUUGAUUGCUUCCCAGAUGCAGGAGAUCCCCCUUCGACCUCUCGGCCUUGGUACCCAGGAGGCCAAGAGCGUUCUCUCCUUACUCCACCCACCUGUUAGAUUCCGCCCCAAUCUGCAGUCCCAAGGGCUGGGCCGGCAGGUGCACCCCCCGCCUUCCCCCACUUCCAGCUUCGGAUAGCCCAGGAACCUGAGUAGGGGGAACCUGCAGGGGCUGGGGCGUGGAGGUGGGGAUGUUAGAGUGGGAGGAGGAGGAGAAAAAGGAGGCGGAGGAAGGGAAGAGGUAGCGCGGGGAGGAGUUUGCUAACUUUCAGUUUAAGGGCAUUGUGGGAAACAACUAUGGUCUGAGACGGCUUCACCUGUCACCUCGGCAGCUUGCUGCUCCUGGAGGGGCGGCGGCCGUCGGCGCGUCCGGCUUCUGGUCCGUCCUGUCCGGCAGCCCCGCAGGGAGGUGGGCGGCAGCUUUGGCCCCUGCCAACAUGAUCCAUUUCAUAUUGCUGUUCAGUCGACAAGGGAAAUUAAGGCUGCAGAAAUGGUAUACCACACUCCCUGAUAAAGAGAGAAAAAAGAUCAUCCGAGAAAUCGUACAGAUGAUUCUGUCUCGUGGUCAAAGAACGAGCAGUUUUGUUGACUGGAAGGAUCUAAAAGUUGUUUAUAAAAGAUAUGCUAGCUUAUAUUUUUGCUGUGCGGUAGAAAAUCAGGACAAUGAACUGUUGACACUAGAAAUUGUACAUCGCUAUGUGGAAUUACUAGAUAAGUAUUUUGGAAAUGUCUGUGAGCUGGAUAUUAUAUUUAAUUUCGAAAAGGCAUAUUUUAUCCUUGAUGAGUUUAUAAUGGGUGGAGAAAUCCAGGAAACCUCAAAGAAAACUGCUGUCAAGGCUAUAGAAGACUCUGAUAUGUUGCAAGAGACAAUGGAAGAAUACAUGAGCAAGCCUGCGUUUUAACUGAAAAAUCUACUUGACAACCCCAUAAUGCUGCAUGUCAUAAUCUACAAAACUUCAGCUGGAUGUGGUUAUUUUCUUAUGUGCCAGAGCCUUAUGCCAAAAAUAACUUAAAUGGAUUGUGUGUGAAACUUCUUGGAUACUUUGGGAUACUGUGCUCAGCUAGCAAGACUUAAAAAUAUAGUAUACUUGUAACAGGUGCAUAUUUCUAUUUUUCUCUGUAUAUGGAUUCUCUCAACUGUGGAACUUAAAACAACCAUCAUUCAGUAGACUUACAUAUUUUGUUUGUACAAUGAUCUUUACCAGCAAAGCAAUAAUUUUAAAAUAUUUUUGAGAAAUGAGCUGUGCUGUAUUUUUGCUAGUAUUGUCAAAGAACAAGUUGGCAACUAUUUUGUAAAAAUAUUAUGAAUGUACUGCCUAUUUUGGACUAAUAUAAUACUUUUUUCUCCUAACUACAUAGUUCUUUUUUAAAAUUAUGAUUUCAUAAUAUGUCAAAGUAAUAGAAAAGGACAGUCAUUAGACAACUGUAGGUAUAUUAUAGAUAUGUAUGUGGGGUAUAUAACACAUACAUGUAUAGAUCCCCUCCCCCCAUGUAUGUAUGUAUGUAUAGAUAUAUUUAUAUGUAAGAUUUCAGCAAAUUUUCAGCCCCUUAUAGCAGCAAACUUGACUAUCUUAUCCUGAAUUUUUUUUUUUUUGGACUUAACUUUGGGGAAAUAAAAGCAAAAAAGCACAACUACCUAUCAUUAAAAACAGAAAUGAAAAUCUUCAGGAGCAGCUGUCUAGGAUAAAAUUAUUCUAAUAAAAUUGUGACAAUCAGAAUUGUAAAAUAUAUGAAGUAUCCCAAUUUGUAUUUUCAUAAAAAUCACAGAAUUUCAGAUUAGGAAGGAAUUAGCUGACCAUUUAGUCCCACCUAUACUCCAAACUUACCCAUUUAUAAAAAUGUUUUUUAUAGCUUAUUUUUUAAUUAUUCAAAUCAUUUAUGUGACAGUGUCUAUGACUUCUCUUGAGAUGUGAUAAGGUGAUUGAGCUAGCUUCCCUAAUGCACACAGUAUAAUACCCUGGGACUCCAAUCAAUUCUUGCUGUUGACUGUGGUGUCAAGACUUGUCUCUUUGGAUGCAUAGAGAAUUCAUGUCCAUCAAAAUGAGACACUUGCAUACCCAAGGGUAGGAAAAGCCUCUAGUUAGUAAAUAUUUUGUAAUUUUCAAUCACAGUUUUCUAACAUCUUAGGACAUUUCUGCCUUUUAAUUUGUACCAAGUGUUUUCCUUAAUACCUGGACAGUGUUAGUCUGGAGGUCUAAGUUCACUCAUAUUGCAGUGAUAAGAGGGACAAUCAUGGUCAGUUUUCCUGGGAGAUGAAUCUGCCUACUAUGUGGGUAUCUUAGGAAAUUUUGGAUGGGAUGACUUCUAAAAGAAUUUACUAACACUACAAAUUAUUUUUUGUCUGCCUUAGACAAGCACACACAUUUAUUAAACAAAUUCCUGGUUGAUAAAACAAAAACAUAGUUGGUAACGUAAAUUAAUAGUUUGUUUCCCCUUUGCCCCCAAAUUAAUACCAUUUAUAAAUAAUAGCUCUAGAAAUGCUUACUGAUUUUCAUAUAUUUCCUUGAGUCAUCACUUAACCUCAAUCAACGUAUCAAGCUGAGAUUUUGCUUGAUCUGUUUUUCGUCACUUGUUGUACUUGGAGUAUUUGUUGUUCAGUUUUAUAGUAAAAAAAAAAAAAAUCAUCAUCCAGGGUUUUACUAUUUAAAGAAAAUAAAGGUGAAAUUUUGCAAA